Molecule: messenger RNA, 539 nt
Organism: Onthophagus taurus
Lineage: Eukaryota; Metazoa; Arthropoda; Insecta; Coleoptera; Scarabaeidae
Gene: Tfb5
Product: Transcription factor B5
Biological process (GO): nucleotide-excision repair; transcription initiation at RNA polymerase II promoter; nucleotide-excision repair, preincision complex assembly
Cellular component (GO): transcription factor TFIIH holo complex; transcription factor TFIIH core complex
Source: RefSeq, a predicted model, not a curated record
UUUUGAGGGGUUAUGUCAUAUUAUAACCAUAAAAGUUUAUUUUGUGUCGUUUUUAAAGUAAUAAAAAAGCCAUGGUGAACGUUAUGAAAGGAAUUUUAGUUAAAUGCGACCCAGCAAUGAAACAAUUCUUGUUGCAUUUAGAUGAAACGAUGAAAUUGGGGCGAAAAUUUAUAAUUCAAGAUUUGGACGAAGGGCACCUUUUUAUCUCCGCCGAUAUAUUGGAUAGUUUACAAACGAAAAUUGAUGAUUUAAUGGAUCAAAUUAGUUACCCAAUCAGCGAAAAGGAUAACAAAUAAAAAUUAACCUAAAAAAUUUAUUAUUAUGUCCGCAAAACCCGUUCUGCGCGGAUCGCAACGUUACAAAGAAGGCGAGAAACGAAGAAUCGUCGAUGAAACAUCCCGAAAAAGGCGGCAUAAAAAGUUUUUGGAGAGUCUUGAAAUGGAUAAUUUUCACGAUGAUCCUCACGCCGAUUUAGUCAUGAGUAAAAAGUUGCCGAAAUUUGAGGAUAAUCUUGAGUCGAGAACGAGAAGUAAAAAGAA